CGGGUCUUCCGGCCGCCCGGUCCUCUCCACUGAACUCCAACCCCCGCGCUCUCUAUCAGCAUCUCAUUCCUGUCUCAAUAUGUCUCAAGAUGGCGGCCAAUGCAGGAUCGAUGUUUCAAUAUUGGAAGCGCUUUGACUUACAACAACUACAGAAAGAACUAGAUGCCACCGCCACACAGCUUGCCAACAGACAGGAUGAGAGCGAACAGUCAAGAAAGAAACUAAUCGACCUGAGCCGGGAAUUUAAGAAGACGACUCCAGAGGAUUUACGGAAACAGGUCGCCCCCCUACUAAAGAGCUUCCAAGGAGAGAUUGACGCCUUGAGUAAAAGAAGUAAAGAAGCAGAGGCCGCCUUCUUGAACGUGUACAAGAAAAUAAUUGAUGUCCCAGACCCUGUACCUGUGCUGGAGCUGGCUCAGCAGCUGCAGCUGAAGCUCCAGAGGAUGCACGACAUUGAGACAGAGAACACCAAGCUGCGAGAGACACUGGAGGACUACAACAAAGAGUUUGCAGAAGUUAAAAACCAAGAGGUUACCAUCAAGGCCUUGAAGGAGAAGAUCCGUGAAUAUGAGCAGACUCUGAAGAACCAAGCUGAGAACCUGGCCCAGGAGAAGCAGCUCCAGCUACAUAACGACUAUGCAGAGAAGGAGAGGAAACUCCAGGAGAGUCAGGACUCCAUGUCUUCAAGGUUGAAAGAGGCUGAACAGAAGGCCCAGUCCCUGCAGACAGCACUUGAAGCAACUCAGGCGGAGCUCUUUGAUUUGAAGACAAAGUAUGACGAGGAAUCCACAGCAAAGGCUGACGAGAUAGAGAUGGUGAUGACAGACUUGGAAAGAGCCAAUCAGCGAGCAGAAGUGGCAGAGAGAGAGGCGGAGGUGCUCAGAGAGCAGCUGUCAUCAACUAACCAAUCCCAACAGCUCAGCAGUCCCACCAAGGCCGACCCUGACUCGGAUCAGGCACCAGAGGUGGCAUCGCACUCCAACCUGGAGGCGGAGCUGAGGGCCAAAGAAAGGGAGACCGCCCAGCUGGUGGAGGAUGUCCAGAGACUGCAGGCCAGCCUGACCAAACUCCGAGAGACCACCAGCUCCCAGAUCUCCCAGCUGGAGCAGCAGCUUAGCAGCAAGUCUGCAGUUCUGAAGGAACUGGAAGAGAAAUUGGAAAAGCAAGCCGACUAUGAGGAGGUCAAGAAAGAGCUAAGUAUCCUCAAGACCAUGGAGUUUGGAACCGAUUCAGUGCAGGAUUCUUCCAAACCACUGGAGGUGCUGCUGCUGGAGAAGAACCGGACUCUUCAAUCAGAGAGCGCCGCUCUGCGCAUCGCCAACACUGAGCUGAGCGGGUCAGCCGGGAGAAAAGGGUCAGAAGAGUCCACAGCAAAGGAGGACGCCGUCAACAGCGAGCCUUCUUCCUCACCACCUCCUCCACCUCCCUCUCUCCCCUCCUCCUCUCAGCACCCAUUAUCUCGUACUCACAUAGACCCUCUGAACACUGCCACCACCAGCAGCGAGACUCAACCCUUCACUCCUACGGGCAUUGGACAAGAGCUCUACUCCCCCAUGUUCCCCCUGGUUGGCAGUAAGAUGGCUCUGAACUCCCUCAUUCAGCGACAGCUGCUCCAGACGUUCUACUCCAAAGCCUUGCAGGACUCCUCCGGGAUCCACAGUGGCGCUCUGCUGUUUACCCCCUUCACUCCGGCCCUCAGCUCCAUCCCUACCUCCACCCCUGGCUCAGGGUCCGCCGCCAUUCCCCUGGCAGCCAGCAGUCCCCAGCCCCCUCCGGCCAGUCCCGAUAUGGCUCCGGUCAACGGGAGCAGCACUGCGGGCAGCGCACCCUCCCCGUCGCCCAGCCACUCUGACGCCACCAUGGGCAGCGUCCUAGACGGGGAGGACAUGGACACAGCAGAGAUUGCCCGGCAGGUGAAAGAGCAGCUGAUCAAGCACAACAUCGGCCAGCGGGUGUUUGGUCACUAUGUGCUAGGACUGUCUCAGGGUUCAGUCAGCGAGAUCCUGGCCAGACCCAAGCCCUGGAACAAGCUGACCAUCCGGGGGAAGGAGCCCUUCCAUAAGAUGAGGCAGUUCCUCGCUGAUGAGCAGAACAUCCUGGCGCUGCGGAGCAUUCAGGGACGACAGAGAGAGGGCUCAGGCCAGCCCCAGCUUAGCCGAGUGUUUCAGGACGCUCCGAAGCGGAGAGCCCACUCCGAUACACCUUCACACACAGGUAACAUCACCUCUCGCGUCCGCACCCCAGAGGCAGGCUCGGAUGAAGCCAUCAAGUCCAUCCUGGAACAGGCCAAAAGAGAGCUGCAGGUGCAGAAAGCCGACUUGUCCCACGCUCAGCCAUCUUACACGGGACUUAAAGGAGGGGGUGGAGGAGGUAUAGGGAGCGGAGGGGGCAGCGGAUCAGACGAAGCCAUCCGCUCCAUCUUGGAGCAGGCACGUAGGGAGAUGGAGGCUCAACAGGCUGCUUUGGAGCCCAUCCUCAAAGCUUCGUCUGCGUCUUCCUCCUCUGCUUCUCUGUCUCAGAGGGACAUCCUGGGCUCUUCUCUUACUGCCCCACUCCCACCUUACAACUCACUAGCUCUCUCCCUCAAGAAACCGCCAAGCUCCCACUUGUCCUCGCCUCCUUCCCCAUCUCCAGUCCUGGACUUCAGCUCCGGUGGGAAGAGAGACGGCAGAGCUUCCUCAGGUAUCGACAUGUCGGCUGAUGGAGGGUUCAGGUUGAGCCGCCCCUCUGAGGGUUCUGCUCGCCCCGGAAGCACUGUUGGAGGGGGUUACUGGAGAGAGCAGUGGUGGAGCAACAUGCACUCCGACCACCGGCGGAGCUUAUCCAGCCAGGUGGGCGAGGAAAACCACAACCAGGAGGACUCCAAAGAGGGAAUGCUGAGCGACAGUUUAACUCGACACAAACCUUGGAACAAGUUGAACCAGAGGAGCCGAGAGCCAUCAUACCUCCGUAUGCAGACGUGGCUCAACGGGGACCAGGGGCAAAACGCACACAUCCAGCAAGCUCAAAACCAAGCAGAGGGCACUCCCAAGACAUCAGCAAGCUGCAGCCCCGCUCCCGAAUCCCCGCUCAGCUCUGCAGAGGAGUCUGUUAACGGUCUCGCCGGGGAUCCCCUCGCCUCGCAGUCCUCCAGCCUCAAGCCUCAGUCUGAGGAUCCCUCAGGUGGGGAGUCUCAGCCGGGCACACCGCUGCCCCUACCGGGUCACUCCAGUCUCAGCAUCCAGGAGAUGGUAGCAAUGUCUCCUGAGCUUGAUACGUACGCCAUCACCAAAAAGGUUAAGGAGGUGCUAACUGAUAAUAACCUUGGUCAGCGACUGUUUGGGGAGACCAUCCUGGGUCUGACUCAGGGUUCUGUCUCAGACCUGCUGGCCAGGCCUAAACCCUGGCACAAGCUGAGCCUGAAGGGAAGGGAGCCCUUUGUCCGGAUGCAGCUUUGGCUCCAGGACCCACACAGUGUGGAGAAACUCAUGGACAUGAAACGCCUAGAGAAGAAAGCUUACAUGAAAAGGCGGCUGAGCUCCCUGAGCGACGGCCAUUCUGUGGACGGAGUUUUGUCGGGGCCCGAUUACAUGCAGGGCUCCCAGAGCCCGGGGGGCCAGCAGCAGCUGAAGAAGCCCAGGGUGGUCUUAGGCCCCGAGGAAAAGGAGGCCUUAAAGAAGGCAUAUCAGCAGAAGCCCUACCCUUCCCCUAAAACCAUUGAGGAGCUGGCCUCCCAGCUCAACCUGAAGACCAGCACGGUCAUCAACUGGUUUCAUAAUUACAGGUCACGCAUCCGAAGGGAGCUUUUCAUAGAGGAGAUCCAGGCAGCUGGAGGGAUGGGGCCUGGGAGUGAGGGGGGAUCUCCUUCUCUCCGUGGGUCCAAAUCAGGAGAAGGGGACAGCUGUGACGGGACAGAGUCUGAGGGCACGGUUGAUACCCGCCAGGGACUGGGCAUGGAGGAUCACAGAGGGGCAUGCAAAGACCAAGGCAUGGAGGUAGAGUCUGAGGCAGGCGGCUCUAAUAACUCCCCCUCACAGUUAGACUGCACCACCUCAGGCUUAGCUGGGCCGGGCUCCAGCUGUGGACAAACUGGACUGGGCAUCUUCAGCCUCACAGAGGCUUCCUCCACUAGCUCUGCCUCGAGUACAAACAUCCCAGCCUCUGGCUCGGCCAGAAACCCCAGGGACAACAAUCUGCGCAAGAAGAAGGCAGCCAAUCUCAAUAACAUCAUCCACAGGCUGGAGAAGGCUGCCAGUAAAGAGGACCCCUCAGAGUGGGAGUUCUAGCUCCCUCUGACCCCCUCCCUCAUCCUUAUCGUCUCAUAACCUCACGACCUCUAACCUUGGACCCCUCCUGCUCAGUUUCAGUCGGAGAGUGGACACAGCCAAAGUCAAGCUCAGCAGCCAUUUUUAUUGCAUAGAAGCUUUCCAAAAAAAAAAAAGGAAAGAAACAAAGAGUGGUUGGCAAAACCCUUAAGAAGAAGAUUUUACUGAGUACGUAGAAGAACAAAAUAAGAGAUUUGUCUCUCCUGUUUUUUUGUUUUUUUUUUAAAACUGAGUUUUGUUUUUGUACUGAGAAAAAGCACUUAACCGUCCUGCUGGCCUCUGGCCCUGCUGUACCUCCCCUUAUCACCAGCCACUGGUGCACCAGACUGGUUAGCCCUGAGCUGGGGUCUGACCUGCAGCUGGGGUUCGAACCUGAACUCAGUAUCACAGGCAAGGCCUGACACAGCAGCUGUCACAGUGAUAGACACUGAUAGAGACAGAAACUCUCUUACAAGAACUCUCACUUUCUUAAAGGAGAUUUUUUUUUCCUCUCUUCUUCUCACCUCCCAAGUGUCCACAAACCUCCCCUCACUCAGUGAGACGCCUCAUUUUUUUCACACUGUAGAGUGACUGUUACAAACCCUUUGCCUUUUUCACUCACUGCGUGUGUGUUUGUACGUUAGGGGGUUGUGUCUGCGUGCACCUGUGCGUGUGUUUUAAGUGUGCGUGAGUCCGUAUACACCUAAAUGUGGUGCGUGUUCUUUUUCUCAGCAGCAGCAUGUUUUUAAGUCGCUCCUACACUCUUCGGAGGGUAGAGGAAAGCCUGCUGGCUGAGCUGCCAUGGUUACUGAAAUAAGAUGGAUGAACUUUGACCUGUUCUGUCCCAUAUCCUGUCCUGCUGACAGCCAUGUGAUGGCCAGAAGGAUCAUUUUGAAUUCCUCUCAAACAUAGACGCUCAUCUGAAGAGGAAGGAAGGAAGGAAGCACCUUUUCUAUCUGCCUUCUUUUGACCCUUCUCUUCAGGAUGAAGGAUGAUCUGUUUUUGAUACUGCAAUUUGGUUGCCAAUAAGAGAUUGCACAGUCUAUCGACUCUAAAGAGUACAAAAUAGGGAAUUUUACCGAACAUUUUUUUUUUAAUUAGUACAAAACGACAGAAAAGAAGACAGUUAAGGAGUUUCUGUUAGAAUAAAAGCUAAACGGAUUAGAGUGGAAUAAUGUUGCGGUUUUUUUGGGUUCUUUUAUUUUUAGAUAAAACACAAUGAAUCCAUGUAGUACUGUAGCUGUCUCACAUGGUGUUGCUCUACGUGUGUCUCUUGUUUUCUUGGGUUGUGCACGUCACAGCUGUGCAUCACUACCGAAAAGAAACUCUGGUCACAAACCUGUUUUUAUAGGCCAAAUCAGGAAGAGUGUGUGCGUAGGUGUGAGUGUGUGUGUAUUUUUGUGUGCAUUUAUACUUGCCUGCAUGUAAGUCAGGGUUGAGGUCAAUUCACACAGUAAAGUUUAAAAAGUAUAUUAUAAUCCUUGACUGAAAAAAAGGAGGAUUGGAGCACAUUUUAAGUGCUGAACUCCAUUAUCUUGUUCUUUUUGCAGUUUUUAUUUUUUUGUCAAAGUGAGUUCAUCCCAACCCCUCCCCCUUCCUGUUUGUGAGCAGUCGCCCCCUCCCUGUUUUCUUCAGUCUAUCCUGUAUCCAGGGAUAAAUGUCUUUUUUUUUUUUGCAUUGAAUUCUACUGUAAACACUACAAACUUUAAGGCAUAUCACUCCCCCUCCCCGUCCUACACAAGCCCUCAGUGCCUGUCAGCCCACUGCCUCCCCCCCUUUGUGUGUGUGUGUGUGUUUAUGUGCGCGCGCACGGACACAUGCGUGCUCGUUUGCGAGCGACAGAGGAGCGUUUUUUCAAAUGAGUGGGGUCAUAUUUCGUAUAUCUACUUGCACACACUACUAGUGCACAACUGACACCCUUCUUUAAGCUGUUUGAUGCGUUACCAUUGCAUUAAUCUUCUCACAAAGUAGUGUAAUACUAUGAUUUACUGUAGCUUGGUUUUAUUGCUAUUUUUGCAUUUAUAGUUUGGUUUUUAUUCUGCUUAUUUAUAGGUGCUGUAUUUUUUUUCCAUUUAAUGUCUUAUCAUAUGAGUUGUCUAUUUUUUAAGGGAUUAUACUGUUCCUGAGGGCAAGUAACAUUUUUAUUAUUAGACGUAUAGACUGCCGGCAGUAUUGGUUAAUAUUUACAAAGAUGUACUAGUUCUCAUUUGUUUGUAUAUUCAUGAAUCCUAAAGUUUAGUGUCAUUUCAAUAGCUUUGGAAAUGUGUUUGCUUCACUUCAUGCUCCCAUAAGCAUAAAAGCUCUUACCACAACUGUUAUGCUCUUAAACUGCUAGCUAGAGAAUCAAAGGACAUAUCAAGAUCACUGAAUAUAUGUUAGUCUGUUUAUCUUCUAUUCUGGGGUAAUGAUAUUUUUAUUUUUGUUUUGUUUUUUUUCCUUGGGCAAGCCCAACACUAACACUCAGCAGAGCACACAACUUCGCCCAUUUAUAGACCACGUGAACGUGAUCAACUGGUCCGCAUUUGUACUCAAACAAAAAAAAAAAAGGUCAAAUGAAAUAAUCUAAACUUGAGAAGCACGC
Molecule: messenger RNA, 6864 nt
Organism: Cyprinodon tularosa
Lineage: Eukaryota; Metazoa; Chordata; Actinopteri; Cyprinodontiformes; Cyprinodontidae
Gene: cux1b
Product: cut-like homeobox 1b
Exons: 23
Coding region: 90-4265 (1391 amino acids)
Biological process (GO): intra-Golgi vesicle-mediated transport; regulation of DNA-templated transcription
Cellular component (GO): Golgi membrane
Molecular function (GO): DNA-binding transcription factor activity, RNA polymerase II-specific; DNA binding
Source: RefSeq, a predicted model, not a curated record